Messenger RNA from Pristis pectinata (smalltooth sawfish), 1194 nucleotides. RefSeq names its product protein odr-4 homolog. Gene Ontology annotation, biological process: intracellular protein localization. The record is from RefSeq and is a predicted model, not a curated record. The coding region runs from base 433 to 1194 and encodes 253 amino acids. The transcript is spliced from 9 exons. Gene Ontology annotation, cellular component: endomembrane system. NCBI's taxonomy places the organism in Eukaryota, Metazoa, Chordata, Chondrichthyes, Rhinopristiformes, Pristidae.
CUGGCAUUCAGAACAAGUGCUGUCGCUCUCCAUGAGACUCCCCGCCUGCGGGAGGCGCUGUUUUCACUUAAAUGCGCGGCGCGCGCCUGACCGUUAACCGCGCGUUCGCCGCCCCUGCCCACGUGCCCGGCAGUUACAGUGAGACACGUCAUCAGUGCGGGCCAUCCGGCGCUGAUUGGCCGAGAGCCGCAGCGGGAGGUUACGGUGAAAUCUGAUCGAGAAAAAACAUUGCUAGAGAGGAAAAAAAGUGGGAGGAAAGAGGAAGAGAGAAUUCCCAUUCGUACCUGAGCAGAAUGUGUAUUUUGAGGAGUUUUUGGAGUCUCUUAUGUACAGUAUAUCAAGCACUGUAGACAGUUCCAAAGGCAGUGUACUGAGUAAGUGUGAAGGCUCCUUUCUGCGUGAAUUGGAUCAGUUCACCAGAGACAUUUCAUCAUGGGAAAAACUUACAUCAUCGGAGAGUACAGUGAGAAGUAUCUUAAAAAGCUGAAGGCAGAAGAACGAUAUGGGACAACUGGUAUUUUGCUCGGGCAGAUUACACCAAUGAAAACCUAUAUAAUAUUUGCUGCUCAAACCCCACUUAAAGAUCAAAUCGAACUUCCACCAGAUAAUCCAAAUGAAAUGAAUGCAGAUGACAUAGAGUGGGUGUCUGAGCAUGCUCGACAGGUUGCCAGGAUGUUACCAGGUGGAAUAUUGGUACUUGGGGUAUUUCUUGUCAGACCAGCAAAAAUGUCAAAAGAAGAAGCUCAGGAUAUUUUUCGGAAAUUAACAAGUGCUGUUGAGACUGCUGUUGCAAAGGAAAGGCUCUGGAAUUUUUCAGAAGAGGAACCACCUGAGCGAAUUGUUCUCCAAAUCUAUGCUGAUUCGAAAAAAAUGAAGUUACGAACUUAUGAUAUUCACAAUCCACAGGCUCCUACUAAAUUGCUAGAUUGUAAAUCUGGCAGCCUGACAUCUGCAUGGCAGCUCGUGGAAGCCACUAUCAACGUGGAUAUUCGUAUCCCAGUAGUAUCAACUGCCGAGAAUCCGUUUGACAGGAGUUCAUUGAAAGGUCUCAAUGCCUGGGCAAAACACAUGAUGCAGAGCAGCUACCUGAUAAAUGGACAUUAUAAAGACCCAGAAAGCAUAAUCAGUGAAGGAUCGGUAAGAAAAUUCAAUAAUAAUUUUUGUUUUGUUACUUUUAGCUAUAUGCAUGGCUAA